AAAGAGGGCUGGGGGACACAGAAGGAACACAGGCACCACAGGAAUGUGGUUGGAAAGGGAUGCGAAUGGCGAGAUUCGGCCAGAUUCUGAGAAGUCCUGGGGUAGCCGACCAGGGGGCCAAGCAGGCAGAGGCCCAUUGCCAAGGCAGCCACCAAGUAAACAAGCAGUAACCCGAGUCCCUCCAGGCGGCGCACCAGCAGAGGCCCGCCCUCCACGCCGUUCACCCGCGCCCAGUGCACCUAGACUGGGUGCUGCCGGGUCGGGUGCCUCCGGAGGCAAGCCAAGGGACUGCAAGCGAAGGAGGCUAGUGGGGCGGCUCCUCCCUUCCUCUCUCUUGUCGGGAAGGCGGCUAGAAUGCUUCCAAAGACUGGGUCGGGUCUGAUCUCAAAGGCCUGGUCUGGGGUAGUCGCUUUAUGUGACAUCCACUGCCCCGGAAUUCUGCCAAGCCGGGGGCGGGUUGGGCGAAGGAGCCGAGGAAGCCCCCGCCCUUUUCUGCUGCUCAGCGUCACGCGUGACGUCCCGGUGAUGGAUGGGAGGAAAGCAGAGAGCUGUGAGGAAGGCGGGUCUGAGAGCUGCUAGAGGCUGAAAAUCCCGGAAAGCAAGAUGGGGGACUUGCCCUUAGAUAUCAACAUCCAGGAACCUCGAUGGGACCAAAGCACAUUUCUAGGCAGAGCCCGGCACUUCUUCACAGUUACUGACCCUCGAAAUCUGCUGUUGUCUGGGGACCAGCUGGAAGCUUCCCGCAACAUUGUGCAGAAUUACAGGGCUGGUGUGGCAACCCCGGGGCUUACUGAGGACCAGCUGUGGAGAGCCAAGUAUGUGUACGACUCUGCCUUCCAUCCAGACACAGGGGAGAAGGUGGUCUUGAUUGGCCGCAUGUCAGCCCAGGUGCCCAUGAACAUGACCAUUACUGGCUGCAUGCUCACCUUCUAUAGGAAGACGCCGACUGUGGUGUUCUGGCAGUGGGUGAACCAGUCCUUCAACGCUAUUGUGAAUUACUCCAAUCGCAGUGGGGAUGCUCCCAUCACCGUGCGGCAGCUGGGAACAGCCUAUGUGAGUGCCACCACUGGGGCCGUGGCCACUGCUCUGGGACUCAAAUCUCUCACCAAGCACCUGCCACCACUGGUUGGCCGAUUUGUACCCUUCGCAGCUGUGGCCGCUGCCAACUGCAUCAACAUCCCCCUGAUGAGGCAGAGGGAGCUACAGGUGGGCAUCCCAGUGACGGAUGAGGCAGGUCAGAGGCUUGGCCACUCGGUGACUGCUGCCAAACAGGGAAUCUUCCAGGUGGUGAUAUCGAGAAUCGGCAUGGCGAUUCCUGCCAUGGCCAUUCCCCCAGUGAUCAUGAAUGCUCUGGAGAAGAAAGACUUCCUGAAGCGCCGCCCCUGGUUGGGGGCUCCCCUGCAGGUGGGACUGGUAGGCUUCUGCCUGGUAUUUGCCACACCCCUGUGCUGUGCCCUGUUCCCCCAGAGAAGCUCCAUACACGUGACCAGGCUGGAGCCGGAGCUGAGAGCUGAGAUCCAAGCACAAAACCCCAGCAUCGAUGUGGUUUACUACAACAAGGGACUCUGAGGGGAGCCAGGCUCUGCCUCUUUCCUUACCUUCUUAGGCUGCUUCUUGGGUGCCACCUUACAAUGUUACACUUGUUUAUCUUCCGGGUCAGAGGGCUUGAGGUGGGGAGCAGCCACUGAGACCAGCAACCCCUUAGACUGGAGGAGGCAUCCCUAUAAGGCCCUUCUCUCCUCUCUGGUUUCAAGUCACAAAACCCUCCUGGGCUCGUGUGUGCACCCACCUACAUAUGCAACACAUGGAAGUGUUUAUGUAUUUGGUCCUGGAAGCCAAGAACAGAUAGGCUGUUCUAGGAUGUCUUAAUAUUUGGCUUCCCUCGCUAGUCUCCUGCCCACCUAGCAGCAAGCCAGGUUAUAGAUGAUACUUCCUUCCCUAAACUGUUUCUCUGGCCAAAACAUUUCCGAUAGCCCAUUACCCUUCUGGAUCCCAGAACACGGACUGAAGGCCACCAGCAAGCCAAAUAGAAUCUAAUCCUUCAGGUUUCCUGAAUAGCUGACUCCGGAAUCUGGGCUGGCAGUGUUGGGAUUAGGGAGGCAUGGGGCUCAUGCCUGCUGUGCCCCGCAUCCUUGAAUGGCUCCCGUCCUCUCUUCUCUUCUAGAGGAACGAAGGGAUGUCGGUAGCCUGCACUGCCCUCCACACGGCAAUGUGGGUGCUUUUAGGGAUCGUUUUAGGCGGUCUUGGUCUGUUCUGAUGUCAUGACUCAGACAGAAAUCCCACAAUUCCAGUUCUUUCCCUAAUCAGGAAGUCACCCAGGCAGAACAAGCAUUCCCCUUCAGGAAUGGCCACCACCCAAACCCAGUUAUAGGGGGACUGAUGUGGAAAUGGUGCUUCAAACACAGGCAGGCCUCCAGCGUACAGUCUCAAGACAGGAAAGUCUGUGCUUCAUUGACCCUUCUUAGACAUUCACCACACCCCACCUCAGCUCCUUCUUCUCCAGCUGCCAGUCUCUCUGGAAGACCUCGGGGCUUCACAUACGCUAGGCAAGUGCUCCACCACGGAGCUACAUCCCGUCCCAGUUCUCUCUCUCUCUCCUUUCUUU
Messenger RNA from Microtus ochrogaster (prairie vole), 2605 nucleotides. RefSeq names its product sideroflexin 3 (gene Sfxn3). Lineage: Eukaryota; Metazoa; Chordata; Mammalia; Rodentia; Cricetidae. Gene Ontology annotation, biological process: serine import into mitochondrion; monoatomic ion transport. The record is from RefSeq and is a predicted model, not a curated record. Gene Ontology annotation, molecular function: monoatomic ion transmembrane transporter activity. Gene Ontology annotation, cellular component: mitochondrial inner membrane.